Messenger RNA from Aspergillus nidulans FGSC A4, 3177 nucleotides. Its product is annotated as phosphatidate phosphatase App1 family protein. The record is from RefSeq and is a predicted model, not a curated record. The coding region runs from base 1 to 3177 and encodes 1058 amino acids. Gene Ontology annotation, molecular function: phosphatidate phosphatase activity. NCBI's taxonomy places the organism in Eukaryota, Fungi, Ascomycota, Eurotiomycetes, Eurotiales, Aspergillaceae. The transcript is spliced from 3 exons.
AUGCCCUCCUUGGCUAAGGACGAUGAAGAAAGGCGGAGGAACCGAAACAUCACUCAACAUCAGCCCCUGUGCCUUCCCCACACUUUAUCAGAACCAGCCUGGACAGCUCAGCUAGAAGGUUUGCUCCCCAAGUCGUUUAUUACAGCGGCACAGAUAAUUGAAACGCUGCGACAUCGUCGUCUCCGAGCAGGUCUCGUUGAAAGGCAUUCUUGUUCCUCGAACCUGGCUCCAAAAUCAUUCCUACGUCGCUGGCGUCCGCCGCCUAAUUCCGUGAGGUGGCCAGUGCCGCACCAACCUUUCCCUCACCCUCGUCGCUUCCCAAGCCAGAAACCUAGAGGCAAAUUCUCACAACUUUUCCGUCUCAUCUUCGGACCCUACGCUGGCCGCCGUGCACACCUCCGGCUCUGGAAUUUCCGUCACGAGAUUAUCCCCGCCUUUCGACACCGGGCGCAAGCGAGAGUAUAUCGAGCGCUCGUCCAGCGACAGGCGAGGCUUGCAAAGCGGUCGCGGGAAGGAAAACUAGGUCUUACAGAGCUAUUCCGACGGAGACGGCGGCGCCGGGGAGUGAGCGGGCUUAUCGGGGGCCUGCUGGUGCCUUCUGAAAAAGCAGCGCACGCGGCGGGGAAAGCGGAAGCGCCUGGAGCGGGCAAGAGAGCUGUCUCGAUGUCAGAAUACGGAUCGUCUUCAUCGUCAACAUGGAGUAGCGGCUAUGGCUUUGGUAACGGGCGCGAGCGGGGUGCGCGGCGGAAGAAAGUCUUUGAGUAUUUAAAGGCAGCGAAUGAGUUACGGCAGUCAUACGCGGCAUCGUGGACGGCUCAGCGGAAUGCGUCGCGCGACUUGGGUGACGAGUAUAUGAACACGCCUGGUGCGUUUCCGGAUGUUGAGAUUGCGCGGUCUGGCGAUGAGGAGAUGGUUAUUUUCCCGAGCUAUGCGAGGCGGCUAGAUCGAGAUAGGAUUGCGGCGCAGAUGAUGUCGCAACGUGAAUCUCUGGAUUCAAUUGAUGAAUACCGGGGGUAUGAUGGAACGCGGGAACGCGAAGAUGAGUGGGAGACGUUCGAUGACGAGAAUGCUGUGGUUGCGGUAGACGUUCGGGGCUGGGUAUACGCGCCUUAUCGUGGACCGAUGACGAGGAAGCAGCGGUUGGUCGUCGCCCUGGCUCGAAAACUGAGCGGCGUACCUGCACCGAUAAAUAACGAGACUGGUCUCGAUGGGACGAAUCAGGAAGAUGAUCGCAUACCGCGUAUAACGGAGGAAAGAGAGGAGGAGCUUGUUGAUUCCGAGGCUCAGUUCAUCAUCAAGACGGCCGACAAACAGAAUGAAAUGAACCUGAAAGCCGCUUCGGAGGGACUUGAAGAAGAGCCUGCUGGCCGCUUACCGCAACGAACCCCAACAAAUGCGUCGGUCCAGUCCUCCGGCCAACUAAGCAAGGAUGAACUUUUGAUCGCGAACGGUCACUUAGUGGAGCGCAUCAAACCCUUCUUAUCGAAUCCAAUGGCUGGGAUGGCGGUGACUGUCUUUUUCUUCAAUGAUGAAAACAGCCAGUCGAAGAAUAUUAUGACCAAUGAUUCAGGCCAUUUUUCGGUUCGAGCGUCGCUGUCCUUUGUUCCCACACACGUGCGCGUGCUUGCAUCGGAGGACCUCUCCGCUGUGAAGAACGUCGAAAUCAUUGAACCUACAGGCGUCAGUAUGAUCAGUGACAUUGACGACACAGUAAAGCAUUCAGCCAUUGCGAGUGGAGCGAAGGAGAUGUGCCGAAAUAUAUUCGCCCGCGAGCUGUCGGAUUUGACCAUUGAGGGCGUCACUGACUGGUAUAAUGCAAUGGCCAAAGCGGGUGUGCAAAUACACUACGUCUCAAGCUCCCCAUGGCAACUAUAUCCGCUGUUAGAUCGCUUCUUCAAGAUGGUUGGCUUGCCGCCUGGGUCUUUCCAUCUGAAGCAGUAUAGUGGCCUCUUCCAGGGUAUAUUUGAACCUACUCUGGAGCGGAAGAAAGGAAAUCUAGAAAGAAUCCUGCAAGACUUUCCUGACCGGAAGUUUAUUCUAGUUGGUGACAGUGGGGAGUCUGAUCUCGAAGUGUAUACUGACCUCGCGUUGACGAAUCCGGGUAGGAUUAUUGGUAUAUUCAUACGUGACGUGACUACGCCGGAGCGGACGACGUUCUUUGAGAAGUCCGUCAACCAUCUGGAAAACACACCAUCCCGCACCAACAGCACCCCUGAGCUGACUGACCACUCUGAUUUGGCCCCAAAUCGGCCUACAUUACCGCCACGGCCACCGCGUAUCUCCUCAGAUCCAGCUCCAUGGGCUAGCCCCGCUGGGAGCCAAGACUUGAUCGACUUGUCGGAUUCGUCCGACAAGCCCAUGAACACAAGAACUCCCCCUGCUAUACCAUCUAAGCCCUCUGCCCUCCGUUCGGUAACAAACACCGCUGACCUGGCGGACAAGCCAUCAAGGGAGGCAUUUACGCGGAAGCCCGCACCGCCUCUACCGAGGCGCAGCGCGGGUAAUUCUGACUCUAUAUCAGCUGGUGAAACUGCAUCCACGCGCUCAUCUUCAGCAGAUAAGAGCGACUCUAGCAUUGAGAAUCGUGGGGCAUCACAAACCAACAACCGGGUUGCCCAGUUGCCGGACUUUGGUGGUGAUGGAGCGGGUAUCUCGAAACCGGCACCGCCUCCUCCACCUCCUCGUCGGUCCGUUACAAGAGCAUCAGCAAAUAGCCCCUCUCAAGUGGCCAUUAACACCAAUCGUCCUGUACCAGAACGGCCACUGCGCUUUGUUGCCUCGUCAUCACAGCUAUCCCAGUCAUCUUCUCCAAGUCGUCAGAAUGCAUAUCCAGGCGCGCCCAGCAUGCUGCGCUCUCCAGCGUCAAACGCCUCCCUUGGCAGAAGCAGCACCAGCAGUUCUGACACUGUUACGCCCUCGCGAUCAUCAACAUCGAACUUUUCAGCCCCGCCGCGCGCUCCUUUACCUAACAAGCGGGAGGAACUUUGGCGGAGACGCUGGGAACGGGCUAGUGAAAUCCUUGCUGAUAAAGGGGUGGUCUUGGGUAGUUGGCGCGUGGGGAAGGAUGCACAGGAUGUUUGUCUUUGGCUUGUGAGGGAAGCGCUAAAGGUAUCUUCUGAUUCUGGGAAGAAGGAAGUCACCCAAAAGAGGGAGACGGAGAGCAAGUGGAGUUCAUGA